AUGGAUUCUCCUCCUCAAGCCCAGCCCUUCCAAAACAAUAUCGUGAUAGACCGACCCUGUAGUGCUCAGUCUAACACUGAUACAGCAUCUGAAGCCACGUUUGUGGCAUCGCCCGCUCUCGAUGAACUCAACGACGCCGAGUCCAAGGCCCUCCUCGACACCAUUGACAAGCUUCGGGCCCUUGGCGUAGGCGACAUCAUUCACCUCCCCAGAUCAUCGUCGUCGGUGACCAGUCGGGAGGGCUUCUCCAACGACGUGCUUCGCGUGAGCAUCACAGGGCCAGACGUGCUAUCGCUCACCAUCGUCGACCUCCCCGGCUUCUUCCACUCGGAGACUUCGGAGCAGACGGCCGAGGACAAGCACAUCGUAGACAAACUGGUGAGGACGUACAUGAAGCAAGAGAAGAGCAUCAUCCUCGCCGUGCUUUCCGCCAACCAGCAGGCCGCCAACCAGAGCGUCCUGACCAUCAGCAAGCAGGAGGACCCGGGCCGAGAGCGCACCAUCGGCGCUUACCUCAAGUUCGCCCGGAACCAGGAACCCACGCACCAGCUCAAGCUAGGCUGGCACGUCUUGCGCAACCGCAAGGAAAGCGAGGCGGGGAUGGGGUACGGGGAGCGCGACGCGCAAGAGGCCGAGUUCCUCCGUCGGGGUGCGUGGAGCGAUCUGCAAGAGCGGGACAAGGGCGUGGCCGCGCUGCGGAGGAAGCUUCGCAAAAUUCUCCUCGACCACAUCCGGGAGACCCUGCCGGGCCUCGUCACGGAUUUGCAGGCGAACCUCGAGAAGAGGGAGCUGGCGCUCAAGCAGCUGGGGAUGGCCCGGUCCAGCAUCGAGGACAUGCGGUCGUACCUCAUCAGCGUGGCUACCGAGUUUAGGGACCUGGCUAUGCGCGCCACUGAGGGCUCGUACACGGACGAGUUCUUUGGCGGGCUGGGCGACACGCGUCAGCGGAUCCUCAGGGAAGAUGAAGAAGACGAAGACCCAGACGAAAAUGACGAUGACGAUAACGAUGACGAUUCCGAAGCAUAUUCCGACGUCGAUUCUGAAGACGACGACGAUGAUGAUGAUGAUGAUGACGACGACGACGCCUACAGAUCGGCCAACGCCCGUCCCGCGUACCUCAAGCCUCUGCUGCGGCAGUACGACUUCCCGCGCCCGGAGCGAAUUAGCCUCGAGAAGAAGACGAGGCAGCUCACGAAACUAGCGGCUGGGAACCGCGGCAAAGAAUUUCCCGGGAUCCCCAACCACAACCUCGUCAUGCAGCUGUUUUGCGAGCAGGCGCGGCCGUGGACGGCCAUCGCGGACCGCCACCUCGACCUCAUCCUCGAGGCGGCGGGGGACGUCGUGCGCGGCAUACUCGAGCACAUACUCGGGCCCGACGACGCGACCAAGGCGUCGGUCCUGCGCGAUAUUGUCGAGCCCUUUUUCGAGAGCAGGCACGACGCGCUCAAGGCGAAGCUCGAGGAGGUUGCGGUGCCCCACGUCAGGGGCUACGGGCUGCCGCUCCUCGCCGACUACCACGCGCAGAUGCGCGCCACGUUUACGAAGCGCUGGACCUCCAAGAUUGAGUCUCUCGUCCAGGACGACGCGGGGAGUGAGUUCGGCACGGAGAAGAUUAUUGACAUGAUGCAGAUUUACUAUGAUAUGACCCAGAGGACGUUCGUGGACAACAUCGUCAAUCUAGCCGUGGAAAGCUGCCUGAUGACGCAGCUCCCCGGAAUACUGACCCCCGCCAUGAUCAGCCGGCUCGACGACGAAGCCAUCCGCAACCUGGCCGCCGAGUCCGACGAAUCGAGAGCCGAGAGGGAGCGCCUGGUCGGGGUGACCAACACGCUCCGGGAGGGCCUGAAGCUGUGCCGCAAGUACAAGCCGUACGCCAGGGCCGCGAGGACGUCGAUCAGCACCGCCCAGUCGGCGCACGGUAACAAGGUCAGCAGCACCCGGAGCUCGCCGACGCCGACGCGUGCCGAACCUGCUGUGGCCAAGGACCCGCCACCCGCCGCGUCCAGCGGCGGGUGUUCGGCUCCAUCCGUCGGUGGCCGAGACCCUAUUCGGCCCCACCAAAAACCGGCAGUCCAGACUGCAUUCGGCACCACCAAGGAGGCGGGAACCCGAAACGCGUUCAACUUUGCUAGCGAGCUGAAAGGUGUUCAAGGCGCGGGCUUAUUUUCGGAAUACGCGAAACCUACGCAGUCUGCAAAAUCGAGUAUUUUUUCAACACGUCCUUGA
Parascedosporium putredinis is the source of this 2226-nucleotide messenger RNA. The record is from the annotation of a GenBank genome assembly. Lineage: Eukaryota; Fungi; Ascomycota; Sordariomycetes; Microascales; Microascaceae.